Molecule: messenger RNA, 565 nt
Organism: Aricia agestis (brown argus)
Lineage: Eukaryota; Metazoa; Arthropoda; Insecta; Lepidoptera; Lycaenidae
Exons: 3
Coding region: 140-529 (129 amino acids)
Source: RefSeq, a predicted model, not a curated record
UCGCGCCUAGUUGUGAUUUCCUAGGAAUGGGCGAUCUCUAAUUCUCUAUGCAUUUAAUGAGUAAAUAAUAAUAAUAUUAUUGAUCAUUUUUAAUCAUAAAUAAUUCAAAACAUAGGUACCUUAGCCCUCAGAUACAGCCAUGCCUGACCAUUGGCAAAUUACCGGAAUGAUAAUACCCGCAUCCAAUGGGACAUUUUUCAACACGAAAUGGACACCAUCUACUAAACCGCUCUCAGCGUACGACAUGCUCUACCAUCCGCCAGACUACAACCCUAGAUCUGCGAGGUCCGAUCGCCAGGAACCACAAAUUAUUAGAAACAAUAUCUGGGAACAGGAAUUCAACAAGGGCAUUCCUUCCACCACUCACUUAAAUUUAGGUCGACCUAAAUGGAAACCUUUGGAUAUCGCAACAAAACAGUUUGUUAAAGCACAAGUGAAGAACGAUAACCCUCACACCCGCAUUAACAAUGUCCUUAGAUGGGUGGAACUUCCCAAUGCUGGCAAACUGAGUUUUUGUAGCAAAAUAUGACCAUUUCUAAAUAAAUUUUAUCUUUAUACGUACCCA